Messenger RNA from Paramormyrops kingsleyae, 6248 nucleotides. The record is from RefSeq and is a predicted model, not a curated record. Lineage: Eukaryota; Metazoa; Chordata; Actinopteri; Osteoglossiformes; Mormyridae.
AGGAGACAGCGGUCUUUGGUGUUUUUUUUUGCGCUGGUUUGGCUGAAACGGGAGAAAAUGGCCUCCUACGUGGACCAGCGCUUUCGGCAGGCGGUGAUGAUGAAUCCUGCGGAGAGGACGCAACAGGACUUGGAAGUUGUGUACUCGUAUCUCCAUGGAAUGGAAGCUCUGUCCAACCUCCGGGAGCACCAGUUGAGGCUUAUGUGUCAGACGGUGCGCUACGAAAGACACGAAGCCAACGAGCUCCUCUACUACCCUGAUAACAUCGGCACCUGCUGGUAUAUCCUCCUGUCCGGCUCUGUGUUCAUCAAAGAAUCCAUGUUCUUACCGAGGAGCAGCUUCGGAAAGCGCUCCGCAGGCAGCCUCAGGCGUGGGUGUGAGUGCAUCGUCCUGGAGCCUUCCGAGAUGAUCGUGAUUGACUACAUGGAUGAAAAUGAAGAGUACUUCCAGCGGCAAGCAUCCUACCGACAGUCUCGCAGAAGAUUCCGGAAGAUUAACCAGAAAGGAGAGCGGCAGACGAUCACGGACACGGUGGAGCCGUAUCCCAUGGGGAAGGCCCAGCCCGCAGGGAAGCCCCCUCUGCCUCGCGGAUAUCACACGCUCCCCGCUGACUUCGCCAAGCACCAUCUGGCCGACGGCCUCCACCCUCAGGUGACCCACGUGACCUCCAGCCACUCAGGAUGUAGCAUCACCAGUGACUCUGGGAGCAGCAGCCUGUCAGAUAUUUACCAGGCCACGGAAAACGAGCCGGGUGACAUGGACCUCAGCGGCCUCCUCGAGACGGCCGUGGACUCUGAGGAGGAUGACGAUGAGGAAGACAUCGAGCGGGCCUCAGACCCUCUUAUGAGCCGGGACAUCGUGCGUGACUGUCUGGAGAAGGACCCCAUGGACAGGACGGACGACGACAUUGAGCAGCUCCUGGAGUUCAUGCACCAGCUACCAGCAUUCGCCAACAUGACCAUGUCCGUGCGGAGAGAGCUGUGUGCUGUCAUGGUGUUCGCUGUGGUGGAACGUGCUGGAACCAUCGUGCUCAAUGACGGGGAGGAGCUGGACUCCUGGUCAGUGAUCCUGAACGGCUCCGUGGAGGUGACUCACCCAGACGGGAGGACCGAGAUCCUCUGCAUGGGCAACAGCUUUGGUGUCUCGCCCACUUUGGAGAAGGAGCUCAUGAAGGGGGUCAUGAAGACUAAGGUGGACGACUGCCAGUUUGUGUGCAUAGCCCAGCAAGAUUACUGCUGCAUCCUUAACCAAGUGGAGAAGAACAUGCAGAAGGUGGAAGAGGAGGGCGAGAUCGUCAUGGUGAAAGAGCACCGCGAGCUGGACCGCACCGGCACCCGGAAGGGCCACAUCGUCAUCAAGGGCACUGCGGAGAGACUGACCAUGCACCUGGUGGAGGAACACUCCGUGGUAGACCCCACCUUCAUCGAGGACUUCCUGCUCACCUACCGGACCUUCCUCUCCAGUCCCAUGAUUGUGGGCAAGAAGCUCCUCGAGUGGUUUAAUGAUCCCAGCUUAAGGGAUAAGGUGACACGGGUAGUUCUGCUGUGGGUGAACAAUCAUUUCAACGACUUUGAAGGAGACGCCGCUAUGACCCGCUUUCUGGAGGAGUUUGAGAGCAAUCUGGAAAGAGAGAAAAUGAGCGGCCACCUGAGACUGCUGAACAUCGCCUGUGCGGCCAAGGCGAAGCUGCGGGUGCUGACCCUGACCAAGCCAUCCCGCGAGGCUCCGCUGCCCUUCACGCUGCUGGGCGGCUCGGAGCAGGGCUUCCGCAUCUUCGUGGACAGCGUGCAGGCGGACAGCAAGGCGGCGGAGGUCGGCCUCAAGCGAGGAGAUCAGAUACUGGAGGUUAACGGGCAGAGCUUCGAGAAUGUGCCGCUGUCAAAAGCCAGCGAGAUCCUGAAGAACAACACUCACCUGUCUAUCACUGUGAAAACAAACCUGUUAGUAUUCAAGGAGCUCCUGACCAUGCCAGUAGAGGAGAAGAACAUGGGUCCACAUCUCCCCAAGAUCGGGGACAUCAAGAAGGGCAGCCGGCACUCCAUCCCUGACCUGGCCAUGGAUGUGGAGCAGGUCAUGAGCCUCGAGAAGGCCAACAAGAAGGCCAAACCCAACACCGUCAUCAGCAAGAACAAGCUUAAGAAGAUCUUUGACAAGAAGCGCAUCAGUAUUCUGCCCCAAAAGCCAUACAAUGACGUGGGAAUCGGGCAGUCUCAGGAUGACAGCAUUGUAGGGAUGAAGCAGUCUAAACAGAUCCACCCCACACUCCCAGUCAGCGGGAACCUCUCCUCCAGCAACCCCGACCUCCUGCAGUCCCACCACCGCAUCCUGGACUUCAGCAACUCGCCUGAUUUGGCAGAUCAGGUGCUGAAGGUCUACAAAGCCGACCAGCAGAGCCGCUACAUUAUGAUCAGCAGAGACACCACGGCCAGGGAGGUGGUGGUCCAGGCCAUCCGCGAGUUCGCCCUGACGGCGACGCCGGAGGCCUAUUCGCUGUGCGAGGUGUCCGUCACCCCCGAGGGCGUCAUCAAGCAGCGGCGGCUGCCCGAGCAGCUCUCCAAGCUGGCAGAUAAGAUCCAGCUGAGCGGAAGGUACUACUUGAAGAACAACAUGGAGACGGAGACGCUGUGUUCAGACGAAGACGCACAGGACCUCCUGAGGGAGAGCCAGAUCUCCCUGCUGCAGCUCAGCACGGUGGAGGUGGCCACACAGCUCUCGGUGAGGAACUUCGAGCUCUUCUGCAAGAUCGAACCCACUGAGUACGUCGACGACCUCUUCAAGCUCAAGUCUAAGACGGGCUCGGAAAAUCUGAAGAAGUUCGAGGAGGUGGUCAACCAGGAGACCUUCUGGGUGGCUUCGGAGAUUGUGCGCGAGCCCAACCAGCUGAAGAGGAUGAAGAUCAUCAAGCACUUUAUCAAGAUUGCCCUGCACUGCCGCGAGUGCAAGAACUUCAACUCCAUGUUCUCCAUCAUCAGCGGGCUGAAUCUGGCUCCAGUGUCCAGGCUACGAGGGACAUGGGAAAAACUUCCCAGCAAGUAUGAGAAACUCUUUCAAGAUCUCCAGGACCUCUUUGACCCUUCUAGGAACAUGGCCAAGUACCGCAAUGUCCUGAACAAUCAGAACCUCCACCCUCCUAUAAUCCCCCUCUUCCCUGUCAUCAAGAAGGACCUGACGUUUUUGCACGAAGGCAAUGACUCCAAGGUUGACGGUCUGGUGAACUUUGAGAAGCUCAGGAUGAUAGCCAAAGAGGUCCGCCAUGUUGGGCGCAUGGCUUCUAUAAACAUGGACCCUGCGCUGAUGUUCAGGACCAGGAAGAAGAAGUGGAGGAGUCUUGGGUCUCUGAGUCAGGGCAGCGCCAGCGCGGCCGUCCUGGACGUGGCACAGGCCAGUGGGCACAAAAAGCGAGUCCGCCGCAGCUCCUUCCUCAACGCCAAGAAGCUGUACGAGGACGCACAGAUGGCGAGGCGCGUCCGCCAGUACCUGUCCGACCUGACGCUGGACACCAGCGAGGACACCCUGCAGACCAUGUCCCUGCAGUGCGAGCCCUCCUCCAGCACCUUGCCCAAGGGUGCUGGUGACAAGCGGAAGCCCGACACAUCACCCGUGGUCCAGCGGACUGGCCUGCAGAGGGCGUCACAGCAGAAAGGAAACCUGCAAAUGGCGGCUGGGCUACACUACACUACUCACAAGAAGGUGCCGGCGAAGGACCUGCCGGCCUUUGGGGGGAGUUCCCCUCAGGCCUUAAAGAAGAUGCUGUCAGACGAAGCCGGUGAUCGACACAGGAAGCAGACGGAAGACAGCAUCUCCAGCGCAUCGUCCCAUCUGUCUUCACCUCCUCUUUCUCCACGCAGCUCUCCGCGCAAAGGCUAUUUUCGGACGGCGGACACCUUCUCCGACUCAGGCCACAGCGAGCGGUCGUCGCGCUCCAGCCUGCUCAGCAACUCAUCCUUCGACCUGAUCCAGGAUGAGCGCCGACAGCGGCACUCCAUCAGCGCCAUGGAGGCCGGCCCCGGGGGAGGCCGCAUGGAGCGCCGGGCCACCCUGGACCCCGACCAGUACAGCCUGGGCUCCUACUCCUCGGUGGGCGAGGCCCGUGGCCUGUACUCCUGCACCACGGCCCUGUCCUCCCCCAGCCUGGAGGAGCUGACCCAGGACCAGGACCGGGCCUCCCUGGAUGCCGCUGACAGUGGCCGCGGCAGCUGGACGUCCUGCUCCAGCGGCUCCCACGAUAACAUCCAGACCAUCCACCACUGGCGGGACUCGAUCUCCUCUGACCGGUCGAACUUCUCCGAGCACGGGGCCGGGCCAGGCCGGGCCACCCCCGAUCCUGGCCGGGCCCGCGGGAGCUGGGCAUCCUCGCCCGCCUACUGGGGGGAGGACUCGGAGGGGGACACGGGAACCAUCAAACGGCGGGGGGGGAAGGACGUGAACCCUGAGGUGGAGAUGGACAGCGUGCCGUCUGGAGGCGCAGAGGAACCGAAGCAGCACGGCCGGGCACUGCACGGCAGCACCGCCUCCGGGACGCCCCGGGGCCCUGUCGCUCGCAGAGACGGCCGCUUCCGGGAGCCGCCCCCGACGCCCCCCGGCUACACGGCCCUGACCAUCUCCGACUUCGGCAAGACCCCGCCCCACGUCGGCCGCAAACCCCCCGACUAUAACGUGGCGCUGCAGAGGUCGCGCAUGGUCGCUCAUACGAGUGACCCCCCGCAGCCACCGGCCCGGCCCAGCCCGCGGCCCCCCCGCCUCCCGGCCCAGGGGCCGCCGGCUGAGGAAGAGGGUGAGUCCUUGUCCCCAAAACUUGUUCCUCUGAGGAAGACAGGCGCUUAUACCCCUGAGAGUGCCAGGCCGUGAGUGAGAGGCGGGCCAGCCGGCGGCAGAUGAGCAGGUAUCUGCCGUCUGAGAAGGCCGCCAUCUGCUGGAUGUGUUUUUGCAGCAAAAAAGAACUCAACCCCCCCACUCCCCCUUUUGUGGUGCACAAGCGACAGGUGCUGAGUUCCUCCCCGCCUUAAAGCUGCCGGGGGCUCGCAGUGCCCUGCCGGUCCGUCACCGGGACUGGACAGACGCUCGGCACUCUGGGGACCCGUGAUGCUCGGGGAGAAAUGGCCGUGGCAGCAGCCUGCUCUGGGGGCAGCCCUCAGGAGCAGCAGGGCACCACCCCAGCCACUCCCUUCCUGUUUACACACAUCGUCAUGGCGACUGGCCUCCGGUGGCUCUGGGCUCCCUAGAAUGGCCACAUCCCUCAAGGAGGACAGUCUGAGGAUGGACUCGUGUGUGCUGUCGUGGUCGAAGAGGCCAUUUCCUAAAGUGUAUCCAUGGUUACAGUAUUUACCUUUUACCUAUGAGCCUUUUAGGGAAUCACAGUGUUUUUUUGUUUUUUUUUUUAACUGACUGUGCCCUCUGCUGGCCAAUCUGUAUCAGUACUGUUUUAGGUCAAGGUCGAUGAACACUAACGGCUUCUGAGGUGGACUUUGUGGUGUGUAUGAAGAAGGCUGGCUUUACACAGCCUGCUCCCAAAUGCUGCUCCAGCCCGUUUUAAUGACUGAUGAGCAAAUGUCGUUUUUUUUUUUCUUUUUUUUUUUUUUUGAGACUCCGGAAAACAAUGAAUCAUGAGACUGCAAAUCCUGUCGUCGAAAAAUACAAAGAUCUUCUCCUCCAUUUUUGUCAUUAGGUUACUGUCCUUCCUUUUGAGUUGAGCUGAUCAUAUUGAUCGGUAAGUGAGAAUUUAUAGAGGACUCGAGAGAUCGCAGUGUUUUUUCACUGUACUGUGCGACAUCCGUGUUUUAUUUAAAUUUUGUUUCGUAACCAGAUGAUGUUCUCGAUGUUUAUUUCCCUGUUGCAUAUUCGGUUGUUGAUGCUGCAUUUGUAAUUUAAUGGUAACGAGCAUUAAUCACUCCCGUCGUAGUCCCUGGAGAUAGUGUAUACACUGUCAGGCAGAACACUAGUAAUUAAACACGCCACACAGAAAUGUAUAUGGUUAUAGUUAAUAGAACUGCUGUUCAGUUCACUGUAUGAUGUUCGAUUUAAAAUGUACAUUAAAAUAUGUGAUUUUCUCAAGCUUUUGAUACUAUUUGGUCCUGUAUGUCUUUUAGAAAGACAAUUGGUGGAGUCUGUAUCCUUUUUGUAUUUUUAAUACAACAGUUGUAAAUAUUGGUUAUAUUUUUGUUGAACCUGUAGAAAUGUUCUGUUUAUGCCUCAACACCCAGUUUUAUAUAAAAACUGGGAAUCAAUAAAUAUAAGUCAGCCUGCCUGGA